UAAAGCUUUUCUAAAAUCGCAUCGAAAUCGGGACUUUUGCGGCAGUCAGUGAUUCGACAAAUGAGUUUCGUGUUAAGUAUUGCCAUGAUCCUCUGAGUCUUUGUACGUCUUUAACGUUAAUAUUUUAUUAUGAUGUUGUGAGCAAACAAACAGAAUUUACUAAGGUGUUAGAAAUCGCCCCUUUUAUUGGCAUAUUAUCAUCCCGACGAAAUUCCCAUAUUGUUUUCUGGAUUUACUUCACUGAUCGCUUGGAGAGUGGUAUCUUGGGAGGCGCUAGUACUUGCCUAAUUCGAAGUUUUCCAUCCAUCCGGUUCCUGAGUAUUUAGAGAAGUAACCGUGGAGUAAUUGAAAAAUGGGGAAGGAUUUUUAUAAAGUUCUUGGUAUUCAGAAGAAUGCUUCGGACGAUGAAAUCAAGAAAGCAUACCGAAAGAUGGCCUUGAAAUAUCAUCCCGACAAGAACAAAGCCCCGGAAGCCGAAGCCAAGUUUAAAGAGAUUGCCGAAGCUUUCGAGGUGUUGAGUGAUCCGAAAAAGAAGGAGAUCUACGACAAAUACGGCGAAGAGGGUCUGAAGGGUGGCAUUCCCGGGGGUCCGGAUGGAGCAGGGGGCUUCCCGGGCGGUGGCAUGCACUACGAAUUCCACGGGGAUCCGCGAGAGAUUUUCUCAAGAUUUUUCGGAGGCAGUGAUCCAUUCGGGGGAUUAUUUGGCGGAGGAAUGGGAGGCGGCCGCCGAGGCUUCACGACCUUCGGCGGUAUGGAUGACGACGUGGAAAUGGAUGACGGCGGUGGCAUGGGCGCUUUCGGGGGGUUCGGUGGGCCGCAGAUGCGCCAGCAGCGCCGACAGGAUGCACCCAUCCAGCACGAGCUGCAGGUGGCACUGGAGGAUAUUUUCAAAGGCUGUACAAAGAAGAUGAAAAUUUCCCGUAAAGUGGCUUCCCCGGAUGGACAAGUGCGCAAAGAGGAGAAAGUGCUCACCAUUGACAUUAAGCCAGGAUGGAAAGCCGGAACGAAGAUCACGUUCCCCAAGGAAGGCGAUCAGAUGCCGGGAACUGUUCCCGCUGAUGUAGUCUUUGUGGUCAAGGAUAAGCCGCAUAAUGUGUUCAAGCGAGAAGGACAUGAUAUCGUUUGUACGGUCAAACUCCCCCUUCGAGACGCACUUUGUGGAACGACGCUUCAGGUUCCCUCCAUAGAAGGCCCCAAAAUACCGGUUCCUCUUACCGAAGUUACCAAACCCCAUACAGUUAAAAAAUUCCCCCAGAAAGGCUUGCCAAUACCGAAACAGCCAGGAAAACGCGGAGAUCUUGUGAUAAAAUUCGACAUCGUGUUUCCCGACAGUCUUCCUAAGAGUACUAAAGAUAUCCUUCAUGACAUGCUUCCUGCGAGCUAAGCAGGAGUACGAUGAUGUUUCUGUUUUCUUGGUCUAGGGCAGUUUGUACGUUCUAGAUUAGAAAUAACUCCUGCUGACGACAAAACUUCGGAUUAUAGGGUUAGAAUUGCGCUCUAUGUAAAUUUUUAAAGUGACACAGUUUAUUAAUUAGUUGUGCUUUAUAGACGUAACUUUUAGAUGUGCACUGAUUUGUGACACCUUAAUGACCUUAUGAUAGCGUCGACAUGGAGCUUUUUGGAAGAUUCUGUAAAUAAACAAUUUUAGUAGUGUUUCAUAGAUUACG
This is a messenger RNA of Paramacrobiotus metropolitanus, 1667 nucleotides long. RefSeq names its product dnaJ homolog subfamily B member 4-like. The transcript is spliced from 4 exons. Lineage: Eukaryota; Metazoa; Tardigrada; Eutardigrada; Parachela; Macrobiotidae. The coding region runs from base 353 to 1384 and encodes 343 amino acids. Gene Ontology annotation, cellular component: cytosol. Gene Ontology annotation, molecular function: protein-folding chaperone binding. Gene Ontology annotation, biological process: negative regulation of transcription by RNA polymerase II. The record is from RefSeq and is a predicted model, not a curated record.